Messenger RNA from Oppiella nova, 321 nucleotides. The record is from the annotation of a GenBank genome assembly. Lineage: Eukaryota; Metazoa; Arthropoda; Arachnida; Sarcoptiformes; Oppiidae.
GCCGCACCGGCACCCAAGCCUAUCGUACUCCAGGCGCCCGCACCCGCCCGAGUCCAGGUCGAGGAGAACUACGGCCCGGCUGAGCCCUACACCUAUGGCUACCAGUCCACCGAUGAGCAGGGUAAUACCCUGAGCAGAUCGGAGACCUCCGAUGGAUCAGGUGCUGUUAGGGGCAGUUACUCGUACACCGAUGCCAAUGGUCUGAACAGAAUUGUUGAGUAUGUGGCCGAUGCCGGUGGAUAUAGAGCUACCGUUAAGGCCAAUGAACCUGGUACUGCCAACGCUAACCCCGCUGAUGUUCAGGUAAAUAAUGAAAAUUAA